AAAAAUCUGAAAGACAAUUUUUUUUAUUUGUUUUAAUAUUCAUAUAAUAAUACAUAAUGGCUAAAGAACAAAAGAAGGAAAAGAAAGAAAAGAAGGUCAAGAUCGAAUCUACUGAAAAUGAAGAAGAAGUUCCUCGUUAUUUAUCCCCCAUUGCUCAGCCUUUAGCUGAAAAGAAGCUCACCAAGAAGAUUUAUAAGACCGUUAAGAAAGCCAGUAAAGCUAAGCACGUUCGUCGUGGUGUUAAAGAAGUUGGUAAAGCUCUUCGUAAAGGAGAAAAGGGUCUUGUUGUAAUUGCUGGUGACAUUUCUCCUGUUGAUGUCAUUUCACACAUGCCUGUUCUCUGUGAAGAUCACAAUGUUCCCUAUAUCUUUGUUCCUUCUAAAGAGCAAUUAGGUGAGGCUAGUGCUACUAAGCGUCCCACUUCUGUCACAAUGAUCGUUUAUGGCGGUAAAAAUAAGGAUGUUAAGUCUGCCGCUGAUUAUAAGGAAUUAUAUGAUGAAUGUUUUGCUCAAGCUAAAAACUUGAAUGAAAAGCUUGUUUAUUAAUUUUAUAUAUGAUUUUUUUUAUCUUUCUUAUUCACAUAUUGUAUUAAAUCCUUUUACCUUUUUUUUUUGAAUUCCAGAGUUAUGUAUCCAGUAUAGAACGGAAAAAUAGCCAAUAAACUAAGGAAUAAUUAAUGAAACAAAAUAAAAAGAAGAUAUCAGCAACUAGCAGCGAUAUGCAUACUGAUGAAACAAAGUUUAUAAUCAGAAAAAGAUAAUUUUGGUCAAACAUAAAUGCAUUAUGUAACAGCAUUCCUGAAAAGUAAUAUGGCAGGAUUAAGAAAAUUAAUGCUUUACUUUUUUUUUUUUGUUUUGUUUUUUAUUAAUGUUAUCUUGUGCUUAAAGAUGGA
Messenger RNA from Cokeromyces recurvatus, 892 nucleotides. Its product is annotated as 50S ribosomal protein L30e-like protein. Gene Ontology annotation, biological process: ribosome biogenesis; snRNA pseudouridine synthesis; rRNA pseudouridine synthesis. Gene Ontology annotation, cellular component: box H/ACA snoRNP complex; nucleolus. Gene Ontology annotation, molecular function: box H/ACA snoRNA binding. The record is from RefSeq and is a predicted model, not a curated record. NCBI's taxonomy places the organism in Eukaryota, Fungi, Mucoromycota, Mucoromycetes, Mucorales, Mucoraceae. Bases 57 to 545 code for a protein of 162 amino acids. The transcript is spliced from 3 exons.